UUCAUAUCCUUCUUCUUCAAAUCUUCAGAUCUUCUUCUUCAGAAAGUUGUGAGAGGAAAAGAAAAAACUCUCCUCUCAAUUUCAUGGCCGACGACAUCGCCGCCGUUCUCAGCGACGUCGACGACGAAGAUGCCUCCCCGGUCCCCCCCUCGGAUGAACAACAACAACGAAUACGCCACUGUAUUCGCCACUGUGAUGAACAACACUUCCUCCUCAGAUGAACAACACUCUCCUCUCAGUUCCUUACCCUCCUCUUCUCCCGCUCUCCCUCUCGCUUCCCCCUCGCUCCCCAAAACCCCGAACCCUAGGCUCCCCUCCUCAUCUCUCCUCGUUAGGGCGAAAUCGAAGCUCAACGGGGCCCAAAACCCUAAGGAAUCGAAUUGUCGAGGAGGAGGAAGAGGUGGAGGAGGACUUGCCAUGGAUUCAGGAUUUUCCCUCAUCAAAUUUAAGUGGGAAGGAUUUCGGAUCCAAUUCCAAAUCCUUCCCAAAGCACUCAAGGUUUUUGGAUAUGCUCGAAGAUUUGCCAAGCUUGGAAUUGCAAAUGCUCUCAUUGGUGUGCUCCGGGGAGGAGAACACAGUUCAUCUAGUUUAAUUUCAGCAUGCAUAGCUUUAAAGGCAGUUGCUGUUAAUUUUCGCUUUGUACUUGUAUAAUGUUAUGUGGUUACAUCCUCAAAAAAUUUGUAAGAAGCUAAGACAACAAGGAAUUGAUGGGCCAAAACCCUCUUUCCUCCAUGGUAAUUUAAAGGACAUGAAGAUGUUGGCUAUGGAGGAGGAGAGGAGAGAUGGAGGAGCAAUAAUACACUAUUAUACUCCGCUUCCAUACUUUGAGAAAUGGAGGAAAAGAUAUGGUAUGUGUUCUUAAUUGCUUUCUUGUAAGAAUCUCAAGGUUUUGGUUUUGGUUUUGGUUAGUCUACAUGUCAUAGGUCACAAGGGGCUGCUCGUUGCCCUCAUCCCCUUCAAUCGAGCACAAAUUUGUAACAACAAGGCUGGCAUCAUCAACAUCAAAAACAAGUUAGUGAGAAUAAAGAUAAACAUCAAAUGAGCUCCUGGUGUUUGAAAGAUUAUAAUUUUUUUCAUGUGUCUUGUUUAUUUCUGAGAUGAGAAUGAGCGUAUGAAGAGGGCUAUUGUAAGUGCAUGUUAUUAUUCCUUGAAAUCACGGUGAUGGAAUUUUAAGAACGGUUUUUUAAGGGUCAUUAAGAAAAUGGGACAUCAAAAUUUGAGAAUA
Molecule: messenger RNA, 1225 nt
Organism: Asparagus officinalis (garden asparagus)
Lineage: Eukaryota; Viridiplantae; Streptophyta; Magnoliopsida; Asparagales; Asparagaceae
Exons: 3
Coding region: 130-651 (173 amino acids)
Source: RefSeq, a predicted model, not a curated record